Molecule: messenger RNA, 8032 nt
Organism: Ceutorhynchus assimilis (cabbage seed weevil)
Lineage: Eukaryota; Metazoa; Arthropoda; Insecta; Coleoptera; Curculionidae
Source: the annotation of a GenBank genome assembly
GUGAUUUUGAGGUUAAUGUCAACGUCAAGGUAUACUUCACUAUUGUAUUUUAUUUAAAUUUUAAAAAUAGAUAAAUAAACUAAAAACUAGGGAAGCCGAUUUUGCAUAAAUUGUUUGUUUUUCAUCGAAUUAUUGUGCGGUAUUGUGUCGGUAUCCUGUGAACAAAAUCGCUGUUACGGAAUGGAAAAUAAUAGCAAAUUAUAUUUUUUGUUUGGUGACAAUUUGACAGGUGCCAGCUCACCCUAUUUAUCAAUAGCUUGAUGUUGCAUUAAUAAUAAUUUAAAUAAAAUAUAUUAUAAGUUCUUUGAAAGCAGAAAUGGCGUACGAGGGAGACAUGCAGAACAAUGACGAAUUGAAAUUAACACCCUCGUUGGUAGAGAGCCUGCAAGCUGAUUUCAGGAGUUUGGUUUCUGAAUCAAAGAAGAAAUAUCCACAAGUCAGAGAGGCAAGCGAAGAAGCAAUUGGAAAACUGAGAAACUCCUCUUCACUACAAACCAAUGUUUACUAUCUUGUUAAUCAAAUAAUAUACCCAAUAUCCCAAGGUUGUGAAACCAAAGAUGUAAAAAUUAUAAAGGUAUGUCUACAAGUGAUGCAAAAGCUAAUAACAAAUCAAUUAAUUGACCAAAAAGGAGCAGUCUAUGUCACUGACGCUCUGUGGUCUCUCAUGGAAUCUGGAAUUGAAGAAGUAAGAAUUUUACAGUCAGUUCUACUACUUCUCACAACAAAUACUGUUGUUCAUGGAGAAACUUUAGCUAGGACACUAGUAUUAUGUUUCCGACUACAUUUUGCCAAAAAUUCAACUACAAUCAACACAGCUGGCGCCACAGUACGGCAGCUGGUAUAUCUAGUGUUUGAAAGAGUAGUUGCAGAAGAUGAACAAUUAGCAAAACUUCCAAAUAGGCCGGAAAAGCCUCCACUAAAUUUAGAAGAACUUAAAACUCCAAGUGGUACACCACCAAAAGGACUACCACCUUGUGCUGGUGAUGCAUACCUCCUUUUUCAAGAUUUAGUGCAGCUAGUGAAUGCUGAUCAACCCUAUUGGCUUAUCGGCAUGACUGAAAUGACAAGGACUUUCGGCUUAGCUUUGUUAGAGUCUGUAUUGACACAGUUUUAUGCCGUUUUUUAUAAGUUUCCUGAAUUUAGCUUUCUUUUAAAAGAAAGAGUUUGUGCAUUAGUGAUAAAACUAUUUUCCCCAAACAUAAAAUACAGAAGCAAUGUUCCCAGCAAUGUACAACAAGCAACUUCUUUUGAAAAGCCAUAUUUUCCUAUAAGCAUGAGACUUUUACGAGUUGUUUCUAUUUUAAUACAAAAAUAUCAUAGUCUUUUGGUAACCGAAUGUGAAAUAUUUCUUUCCCUCAUUGUAAAAUUCUUAGACCCAGACAAACCCACAUGGCAAAGGUCUUUAGCUUUAGAAGUUUUACAUAAAAUGACAAUACAGCCAGAUUUGUUAGUGUCGUUUUGUAAAUGCUACGAUCUCCGUAAACAUACCACCAGUAUUUUUCAAGACAUUGUUAAUUCAUUAGGAGCGUAUGUACAGUCUUUGUUUGUGAGCCAGCAAUUACAUAUGGGGGCAUCAUUACCUGUCACACAAGCACAACCACCAGCUUUUCUUGGAGGAUUACCUGCAGGCCCAGGUAUUUCUCCACAACCUGGUUUUCUCCUAAGAGGUGUUUGGUUGCCUUUAGCUGCAACAUUCGCUACAGGCCAAGCAAAAGCUACUUAUUUUGAAAUGUUUGAUAAAGUAGAACCCCCAGUCGUCCCAGACGGAUAUGGUAUUUCUGUUGCUUAUGCUUGCCUAAUGGAAAUUAUUCGUUCUCUUCAGAUUGCUAUUAACCCUCAAAAACCACCAGAUUCAGAAGAACUUCCUAGGAAAGAAAAUAGUAAAGAACUGAAUUGUCAGUUAAUUAAUUCAAGUUGGUGUGGACUUCUCGCAGCACUGAGCCCACUAAUUGAUGCUAGUACUGAUGAAUCUAUAACUGAAACACUCUUGAAAGCAAUGCAGACUUAUACAUCCCUGUGUGGUCUUUUGGACCUUCAUACACCAAGAGAUGCUUUUAUAACAGCCAUAUGCAAAUCCUCUUUACCUCCACACUAUGCUCUCACUGUUUUGAAUACUGUCACUUCAGGGGUAAGCCUCAGGCAAGGCCAAGUGGGAGAAGUUCAAAAUAUGCUAUUACAAUAUGGUGAAAAUGAAUUUCGACAACAGGUCGUUGCUGUCGGAACUCCAUUACCCACAUCAUCUGUACCCGCUGGAACUCAACAAGGGCCUGUUAUGUUAACUUCAAAAAAUCUCCAAUCAAUGAGGGCUUUAUUGAGUUUGGCUCAUUGCCAUGGAAGUAUUUUAGGCACUUCUUGGCAUUUGGUUUUGACUACCUUACAGCAUUUGGUUUGGAUACUUGGACUUAAACCAUCUACUGGCGGAAGUUUAAAAGCAGGCCGUACUUCAUCAGACACAAAUGCAGGAAUUACUACAUCUGUCAUGGCAGAUCUACCAGUACUUUCUACCAUGUUAAGUAGGCUGUUCGAAUCUAGCCAAUUUUUGGAUGAUGUGGCUUUACAUCACUUGAUUAAUGCUUUGUGUAAAUUGUCACAAGAAGCAAUGGAACUUGCCUAUUCCAACAGAGAGCCAUCUCUUUUUGCUGUAGCUAAGCUACUAGAAACAGGCCUUGUUAAUAUGUCUCGGAUUGAAGUUCUCUGGAGACCAUUAACCAAUCACCUCUUGGAAGUAUGUCAUCACCCACACAUAAGGAUGCGAGAAUGGGGCGUGGAAGCUAUAACGUAUUUAGUCAAAUCGGCGCUGAUGUUCAAACAUGCCGUGCCUCUUAAGGAAAAUCAAAAAUUGCAAACUUUGUUGUUGGGACCUUUAUAUGAGCUUUCUUUGGUACCACACGGCGAUGUGCGGCAAAGACAAUUAGAGUGUGUUCUGCAGAUUUUACAUAGCAAUGGUGACACUUUGACACACGGCUGGCCUUUGAUUCUUGGGAUUACAGGAGCUGUUAAUGACCAACAUGGGGAAAAUCUGAUAAGGGUAGCAUUUCAAUGUCUCCAACUGGUAGUCACUGAUUUUUUGCCUGACAUGCCAUAUAAAUGUUUGUCACAAUGCAUAGAUAUAAUUGCGAAAUUUGGUUCUCAAACCCCAGAGUUGAACAUCUCCCUUACUUCUGUAGGACUAAUGUGGAAUAUAUCAGAUUACUUCCAUCAAAAUCAAGCAAAAUUAAGUCAAACAUUAACCGACGAGGCAACAGUUCUACCUGAUUUUCCUGGUAGCGUGGAAAUGCCCAACUUCGAUAAACUUUGGAUGUGUCUAUAUGCCAGGUUGGGUGAACUUUGUGUUGAUAGUCGCCCCGCUGUUAGAAAAUCAGCUGGUCAAACAUUAUUUUCAACAAUUGCGGCUCACGGAGGAUUAUUGAAACAAUCUACUUGGCAGAUAAUGAUUUGGCAAGUUCUAUUUCCUCUCUUAGAAAAAGUAAAGAGAUUGUCUAAUUCUGCUAGCACUGAAAAAGUCGACGCAGGUGGUAAUAUUUUAAUACAUCAUUCCAGAAAUACCGCACAAAAACAAUGCGCUGAAACUCAAGUGUUGACACUCUCUGGAGUGGCAAGAGUAUUUAAUACAAAAAGGCAGCUUUUGCAAGCUUUAGGUGAUUUUACUAGGGCUUGGUCCAUACUAUUAGAAUUUAUUGAAACUGCUGCAUUAAGCAAAAACAAUGAAGUUAGUAUAGCUGCUUUAAAAUCAUUUCAAGAAAUUUUGUUUUGUAAAAAUCAAAACAGUGAUAAUAAAGUUCCAGAAGAGAAGGAAAUUUGGACUGUCGCAUGGAAAGUAUGGCUUAAAAUUGGCACUGAAGCUACAUCAUCAGUGAAAGGCAGUGAACAUCAUAAUAGUGAUGACUGUUUUUUGCCAAGCCAAACGUUUUUAACUGCUUUAGUGCAAAUAUUCCCGAGUGUAUUUUCACACAUUAAAAACGGAUUUACUUCGGACGAUCUCAGUCAACUUGGAGUAGUUUUGACAAAUUCAGUUUGUGUUCCAGUAUUUGGGGAAACAUCCCCUUACAUAAUCUCUGUAUCGUCCGAUUUGAGUUUGACUCCUCUUCAUGAUGGAGUACUUCAUGCCAUGGAGCUAUUACAAAAAGAGGCUUUACAAAGGAAUAACAACAAAAUGAUUCCUGAAAUAUUCAGACUAUUACUAAUAUUUUCGAAAUUCACCAGCUCAGUUCCUAGCUAUACAAAAAUGGAAAAUAAACAUACAAAAGUAUCAGACUGGGUAACAAUGAAUUAUGUACCUUUUGGUGAAAAAGCUACAAAUAUGGUGGUCAAUUUAUAUGAAAAAACAGCAGACUGUAAUGAAGUUAUCAAUGGAAAUGUAUUGAAGGAAAUUAUAGCUACUCUUCAUACGCCUUUGGCUUUAAAAUACAACUGUGUAUCUGGUAGUGUGUGGAAAUUAGCAGCUGGAAGUUUGAUUACGAUACUAAAAGUUGGAUUAAAAGUAGCAAGGUCUCAUGGAAAUCAAUUUUUGAACAUGUGGAGUGAAUUAGCUGAGACACUUAAUGAUUUCUUAUUUCCUAGCAAUUGUUCUCCGAGUCCAGGAGAAAAGGGGCUAGAAGAAAUGGUUUCAGAUGAACAAACCGAUUGCCAAAUUAUAGAACUUUUAAGAACCGAAGUCCUUCCAUAUUCACACAGCAUACCAAAGGAAUUUAUAAUGCAAGUUGUAAUUUUACUGAAUAAAGGCUCUAUUCAUUCAGCGACAAACGUCAAAAUCGAUGGAGAUGCAGAGCUUACUCUCAGAGAAGAUUUUGCCAAAACGUGUUUCGAAACUUUGCUUCAGUUUUCGCUUAUAGAUGGUGACUACAAUACUUUAAUAGUUAAUACUGAUGUCACAGGGAAUGGGUUAGCUGGUCAAUUGGCUGUCACUUCUUUGCUACAUCGAUUUGAAGAAGUUCUCAAAAAAUAUAUAGAAGAUGAAAAAUUGAGUGGAAAAUGUCCUCUUCCAAGAUUCCGUUUGUCUGAAAUAUCAUUUGUCCUCAAGGCAUUGACGACUUUAAUAAUAUCCAUGAAAAAAUCAGCUUUAGUCAAAGAGGAUAAUAUUGCAUGGGAACAACUGAUUUCAUUGUAUCCAUACCUGGUAGAAUGUACAACUACCACAUCAACUCAAGUAUCUAGGCCGUUAAGAGAAGCCCUUUUACAGUUCUGUGAUUUGCUCCAGCCGCCACAUAAUUAACAUAAUAAUGCUGUUACGAAGUCAGUGAUUUAGAUUCUAUAGAAAAAAGGAAUAUACAAAUAAGGAAAUUGCUGUUCCUCAAAAAUAAUUAUGUAGGAACUUUCAUAAUACACAUAUACUGAUAGGCUGCUCGUUAAUUAAUAAAUCUUUCGAAUUUUUUUAUUAUCCUGUAACUGAAAUGUACUUUGGUACCCCAAGCUUUAACCUACAUUUUUGAGUAAUUAAAAUUUUUUGUAUGAUAAUACAAUAUGUAUAAUUUUCUGAGGAUAUUCUUUAAACUUCAAAUUAAAAGCUCGGCAGGGGCGCUAGGUGUCUGAACAGUCCAUCCCUAGCAGGAGCGCGAAGAAGUACCGCCCACUACCAUAAUAGAGCCAGCAGUAUUCUGGUGAAUUGUACUCGAACGCACUGUGUGAGUAGAUUCAAGUACCCAAUAAAUGAAUAAUGUUCCAAGUAAUUAGCCAACAACUUCCAACUUCACACAUUGUGAAGUUCUCACAAAUAUUUUAAUGGAGUACACUCCUCUCAAGAAACUCCUGUCAAAAAACUGAAUAUGUUGUUUUAAGUUUCUAGAUCUUUCGUUAGCAAAUUAUUGAUUUGUUGAUAUUGAAAAUUUUAUCUGGGGCAAGAAGCUCUCAACUGUAUGACUCAAUACUUAAUAAUGUGAAAUAAUUUAGAAGCUGAUAGUUUCACACUACUCAAUAUUUCAAAUGCGAUAGUAAAUAUAGACGCUAUUAUUCGUGAAACUGCCAUAAUAGCAUUGCCAAUUUAUCAUAUCUUCUAACCCAUGUAGGCUAUUUUUUUAAAUCUAUAUAAUAACGGCUCAAAUGAUGCCAGAGUUAAGCAACAAUAGACAUAUUUAUUAAAAAGCUUAUGAUUGUCAUGCCUAUAUUCGUACCUGUACAAGAAAACAAUAUCAUGUCUUGCAGUUUAUGUUAAUUUUUAGAUGUUAUGUAUUUAAUGUCUGGUCCUUGACAGAUGACCAUCACGUGGCAAAUGGAAUUCCUUCGAAUUAAAUAAUGGUAUAUUUAAAAGAACGAUUGAAAAUGUUACACAAUUCUAUAAGCAACGACACUGAAGGUGUUUCUUUGUAGCUUAUAUCAAAUGCCUUCGCUCAUUUUCUGUGGAUACAAAAUUGUCUAAUACAUUGCAAGUUUCGAAUAACGACUUCUCAAUCAACAAGUAAACUUUUGUCGCGUGAUCGUCAUUUUUCAUGGGUCAGAUUAUGUAUUCUCAGUUUGACUGACAAAAAUAUCUUUUUAUCCGUGGAGAAGCAAUAUUUUUUUCUUAGUUUCAGUUAUUAAGUAGUAGAUAAAAGGGCCAGAAGUUUUUAUUUAUUUAUCAUUCAUUCAUUUUUAUGUAUAUACCUAUUAUGAAUAUUUUUCCUACAUAGGGUAUCUGAAAAUUUUGGAAGAAAAAAGUAUAAAACAUAUAUAUGUAAAUAUAUUCUAUAACAAUUUCUUUUGUCCUACUAUAAAGAGCAGCCGGAUUCUAUUUUACGAGUCGAGCGAUUCUAUUUUCCGAUUUUUCGAUACGUAUAGAGCUGUCGUAUUCGAUAUCGAAUGUCUUAAUAGACAAUUCGACUCGACUCGUAAAAUAGGAUUUGGCUGGAGGUUUUCAAGAAAAAUUGAGAAACAUAUAAAAUUUGGGAAAAUUGAUAUAUUAUUGAAAUUGUUCAACUUUUAAUUCGACUCAAUUUUCUUUGUUAGCUCUGUGUUAAAAUAUGACCUGGAAUUGCAACAGAUUUAGGGCUGAUACUUUUGCUCUCGAUUAACGAAUUUGAUACAUGUCAAAGAUUUGCAUGGGUCAAGGUCUAUAUGUCGGAUGUGGUUAGAGCACAUUCAAACCCCUGAUUAUUUUUAACGGCUGUCAAAUGAGUGCAAAAGUACCGGCACUUAUUCUAUUUUUGUUAGUUUCCAAAAUUUCAUAUCUUCCUAUAAUACCUGUAUAUUAUGCACGUUUCAAAGUCUAUAUAAAGAAAUCAGAGCGCUCUGAUAGGCGGAAGAAGUACAAGGGAAAUAUUAUUAUUAUACAGUGUCCGUUUAGUAAAGAAUUCUGUGACAUGCCUUCUCAGUUAAUAUUAAAUGAGCUACAAAAAUUUAUGAGAUGUUUGUUUUCGCCUGGUGCGACUAGUGAAUAUGUAUUUUUGAACAUAAAGUUUUGCUAUUAGUAUUCCAUAAAAAAAGCAAGUCAAAGUAAAAGAUUAAACGUGCUGAAUGAAAAUGAAAAUGAAAAAAAUUCGAUUCUUAAGGUGCUAGGUGCUCCAGCUGAGACAAAACGCAUAUUUUACACUUACAACUUUUUCUAUUCGUUAUACCUGAGAAAGUAUAUUAUAAUAAUAAAAUUACACACUAAAUAAUAGGUACUCUGUAUAUAUAGUUAGUAUAAGCUUUCUAAAAUAAUCAGGAAAUCUUCUGUUUGCCAAAAUAUAAACCGGGUGUUUUUGACCUUUUUUGCAUAUUCUAUAUUGUAAAAUAUAUCUGUAAAUAAAUCUAAUCUAAAUGGAUUUUUUUAAAUUUUUGUAAUAAAUUGCGAAGUGCCGUUCUUAUAAAAUUUUCACGUUGAUCGUUCAUAAUAAUGGUAAUGAUUUACAUAUUAAAAAUUAUGGCCUGGUGGAAAAGAGUUUUUUAAUUUUUGUUAAGAUGAUUAAGUGUGAGUAUUAUAAUUUAAUUUUAUUGCAUUUUUGUUAAUGAUGCAAUUUUAAUUUUUUUUAAUGUGAUUUAUAUUAGCAACUAGUGUUGUUUUUGUUAUUAAACAUUGUUUAUUUAAGUUAUUGGAACAAUAAUUAAAACAUUAUUAAUAUUGUGUGAUGUUUUAUUUCCU